UCACAUUUGUUGUGUGACUGUUCGGAUGACAACAGAAACUGACAGAGAGAGAGAAAGACGGACAGUGUAUAGAGAGAGAGAGAAAGAUGCAGAUUUGCAGAGAAUGAGACGAGGUUAGAACAGUCACCACAGAGCUGAAACAUCAUAGACUUGUGGUCUUGUUGGUUCCUGAGGCUGUGACUCUGCAGGAGCUCAGCUGACCACGUUAUCCACCUCUUCUCACCUUGCUAACACUCCUACCUCCAUAAGAUCAUGGAGGAGGUCACCAAGGGCGCAGAAACAUCAGUGGCUCCACAACCUCUCCUGGAACGCCAGGUUCGCCAGCGACAGCCUGCAGUUGCAGUCCUAAAAUCCAAUUUGAAGAAGAGUGCAACCUGCUCUGUGCCCCGAGUUAGAUCCACCCUGACCGGGUUCUUCCCUGUGGUGCGCUGGCUUCCUAAAUACAAGCUCAGGGAAUAUGUCUGGGGCGAUGCGAUGUCUGGGCUCAUCGUUGGUAUCAUCUUGGUACCGCAGGCUAUUGCCUAUUGCUUGCUGGCAGGAGUGGAGCCAAUCUAUGGAUUGUACACAUCUUUUUAUGCCAACAUCAUCUACUUCCUCAUGGGCACAUCCAGACAUGUCUCUGUGGGGAUCUUCAGCCUCAUGAGCCUCAUGGUGGGACAGGUGGUGGAUAAGGAGCUGGUUCUGGCAGGUUUUGAUCUCAAUGAAGACUCCAAAGCGUCUGGUCUGGAUAUGUAUAAUGCAACAAUUGGCACUAACCUUACAGCCGGUAAUCUUCACAGUGUGGAGCUGUUUGGUGUGCAGUGUGGGAAGGAGUGUUAUGCCAUCAGCAUCGCUGCUGCACUUACAUUCCUGGCUGGCAUUUACCAGGUCAUGAUGGCUGUAUUUCGGCUAGGCUUCGUUUCUGUAUACCUUUCAGCUCCUAUGCUCGAUGGUUUCGCAACGGGGGCCUCCUUCACCAUCCUCACUGUGCAGGCUAAGUACCUGUUGGGUCUAAAGAUUCCCCGUCACCAGGGAUACGGCACAGUUGUUGUCACCUGGAUCAACAUCUUUGCUAACAUUCAUAAGACCAACCUGUGUGACCUCAUCACUAGUGCCAUCUGUAUAUCUAUAUUAGUGGCAGCUAAAGAAAUCCAGGAGCGCUACAAGAAUCGUCUAAAGAUCCCCCUGCCAACUGAGCUGGUAGUAGUGGCAGGAGCUACACUGGCUAGUCAUUUUGGGGAGCUGAACAGUCGGUACAGCUCCAGUGUUUCUGGUCACAUCCCAACUGGGUUCAGUCCUCCCCAGGUGCCCAGCUUUAGCUUGAUGCCACGAGUGGCACUGGAUGCCAUUCCUCUAGCUGUCAUCAGUUUCGCCUUCACAGUGUCGCUGUCUGAAAUGUUUGCCAAAAAAAAUGGCUACACAGUUCGUCCCAACCAGGAGAUGCUGGCUAUAGGCUUCUGUAACAUCAUCCCCUCCUUCUUCCAUUGUUUCACCACCAGUGCAGCACUGGCAAAAACUAUGGUGAAGGACUCAACAGGCUGCCAGACACAGGUAUCCAGUUUGAUCAGCGCCCUGGUCGUCCUUCUUGUCCUCCUCUUCUUUGCACCUUUCUUCUACUCUCUCCAGAAGUGUGUUCUUGCCUGUAUUAUAAUUGUCAGCCUCCGGGGGGCACUGAGGAAGUUUAGGGAUGUCCCAUCUAAAUGGCGGGCCAGCCGGAACGACGCCGUUGUUUGGCUGGUUACCAUGUCAACCACAGCUCUGAUCAGUGUGGAGAUGGGUCUCCUAUUUGGAGUAGUUUUUGCAAUGAUCUGUGUCAUCUAUAAGACCCAGAAUCCUGAGGUCUCUCUCCUCGGCCAGGUCAAUGACACUGAUCUUUAUGAGGACAUGGAAGAGUACAAGAACCUCCUGCCCCCACCUCGGGUUCAAGUCUUCCGCUUCCAGGCUCCACUGUACUAUGCCAACAAGGAGUCAUUCCUCAAAUCCCUCUACAGAGCUGUCGGGGUUGAACCUUUCUUGGAGAUGACUAAGAGGAAAAAGGCAGAGAAGAAGGCUAAAGACAUGUCCUUGAAGCAGGCCAAAGCAAAUGGUGAAAAAAACAACGGGGAGGUCAUGAUUGGACUCGUCGAAAGAGAGCUUGAUUUCCACACAAUAGUUUUAGACUGCUCUGCCAUUCCCUUUAUAGACUCUUCAGGCAUGGCUACCUUUAAAACGCUCGUCAAGGAAUAUCAAGAGAUCAGGGUCAGUGUAAUCCUGGCAAACUGUAACACUUCAGUCAUUGAUACCUUGCAGAAAGGACAGUUUUUCGGGAACAAUGACGAAGAUAUGAGCAGCCUACUAUUUCAUACGGUUCACGCUGCAGUCCUUCAUGCAAACAGAACGUUUGCAGCAGCAGAAAGCAGGUCAGGCGAUUCUGUAGUGUAGAGGACCUGGACGAUAAAAGGGAACAGAUAAAAUAUAGAGGUGUAUUCCAUUUCUCCAUCACCUUUCCCAUGUGAAUCUAAAUGUGCAGAAAUAAUGAUGAUGAUAAUGAUGCUUUGAAUCAUAAAGUACCCAAAAUAGAUCAGACACACAUUAUCUGCCUAACGAGCAUUCUGAUGAUUCCAUAGUAUUCCAUAAAUUUACAGUUUUUAUUUUUACAUAAAACAUUUGUAAACUGGUGCCUUAUGAUUGACAACUAGGAGAACUAAGCAAACAUUUUGCUGGAUAUCUGAUAGCUCGACAAGAGAAUGCCCUUCAACAACAUAGUGCCUCUAAAACACCCCCAAGAGUUGUGUUUUCAUACCAGUUCAAACUUCCUGGUUAGGCAGCUUUUUGUUAGCUUCUACAGCUUUUUAAUCAUGUCAGUGUUUCCAACAUGGAUUAGCUUGUUGCUAAAGCUAGCAAUGGUGUGUUCAUUUGUUCCCUGAUCAGCCAUACAACAGGUUGCUCACUCUGGUGAGCGUCCCCAAAGGCUGUAAAGAAGAGGCUAUGCUACAGCUAUCAAUUACAGAGUUGCUAUCUAGUUGUGGCAUUCAUGAAAAGGUAAACACUGAUGGAGUGUUCUAGCUGACAGGUGGAACAGAAGAGCUAAAACAUCAAAACGCAUUAAACAAAUAUUAUUCAAAAGCUGGAUGCAUAAGACCACAUUUGAUGCACCUUUUUUUGCUAACUGUGUGUGUCAUUUGGUCGUUGAAGUCUUUGGUAUUGCCUCCUAAUUUGUAACCAGUGCAGCACAGUGUAGCCCUCAGAAAACAUGUUUAAAGAUAUUUAAAGUGAGGUCUAUUGUGAUGGAAGCUGUUUUAACUUCUUUACCACUUGAAGCAGGGCCAAAGUCUUUAAUGGCUCUUUUCUAGGAGCAAAAAGAAAUGCCACCCUCAGCGGUAGGCCUACAAUCUGAGGUGCCGCCUAUUAACUUGUACCACAAUAUUAUUUCUAAGAAGCAAGUUGAACUCUGUCUAACUUGGAUAAGACAAACUCUUGUGGUGGUAAAAGAAGCUUUUCAUGAUGAUCAAGGUCUGAGCCCUUUUUCAGACUCAUGCGCAGAGACAGUCUUGAUUCCAGUCUAUCCUAACGUUCUGUAGGCCUACUCGUGUCCUGUUCCCUGUUGACUUAACAAGGGCAGCUCUCGGUGUUCUGAAGGUGUCCAUGUGCUGGAUGUGACAAACUCAUCAUAUGGUGCUCUGAAAUGUAUUUUUUGUGUAAACUGAUGGCAGCAGGUGAUGCCACAUAUAUAAUCCACUCACUUCACUUCCACUCUUUGUUCAAACUGUAUGUUAUUUGCAUAUUGAGAGCAGGUUUGGUUCUUAUAAAUCAAAGGUUUUGUAGUGUAUUUGUCUUUUUUUGUUAUGCUUCAGGUAGAAAAUUUAAAUAAUGAACAUUUAUAACUAGUAGUCUUACUUAAAGAGAAGUUGUACUUAAAAAUUAGCUUUUUUUAUGUCUUUUUUUAUAUGGUUGUGUCAAAAGACAAGAUGUAACCAAUCUUAUUCAUUUCAAAAUGAUCUUUUUGUAUUUUCAUACAUGUUUUUACUCGUCUUAAUUUAACCCAGAUUGUGGAUGUGAAUCAUAUGUUUUCUAAAGGUCUGUUUAACUUCAUUUUGACAUCGUGUUGACAUUCAACUACCAUAUAAAAACACUGCCUUGAACCUCAGUGAUUUAAUUAAACUGUCAAGUUUUUAACGAA
This is a messenger RNA of Labrus bergylta (ballan wrasse), 4138 nucleotides long. RefSeq names its product solute carrier family 26 member 1 (gene slc26a1). The record is from RefSeq and is a predicted model, not a curated record. Gene Ontology annotation, biological process: transmembrane transport. NCBI's taxonomy places the organism in Eukaryota, Metazoa, Chordata, Actinopteri, Labriformes, Labridae. Gene Ontology annotation, molecular function: oxalate transmembrane transporter activity; secondary active sulfate transmembrane transporter activity; bicarbonate transmembrane transporter activity. Gene Ontology annotation, cellular component: plasma membrane.